Messenger RNA from Kwoniella shivajii, 843 nucleotides. RefSeq lists its product as uncharacterized. The transcript has a single exon. The record is from RefSeq and is a predicted model, not a curated record. Bases 1 to 843 code for a protein of 280 amino acids. NCBI's taxonomy places the organism in Eukaryota, Fungi, Basidiomycota, Tremellomycetes, Tremellales, Cryptococcaceae.
AUGCUCAUUGACGUUGUGUCCUUUGAUGAAGACCCAGCCAAGCAGUCCUUAACCGUUCAUGUCAAUGGUGAUUUUUAUAGUUGUGGGUUUGCGGAGAAACUGGUUCACGAAAUUGAAAGGGCGGCAAUUACGACAACGCUUAACACCUUAAAUUCCGCUACACAUUCAAAGAUGACAGCUGAUGACAUUGCUACAAUGACCCGGGAAGCGAUCUACCUGACUGCGCAAAAGGAAGGCCUCAAGACUCAGCACCAACAAUUGACACAGGACCUGUAUGACAGACUUCAGAAGCAGUCGACUUCGUUUGAGGAUAUAUCAAAGGUACACUCUUCCCUCCAGCUACCUCACUUCCCACCUUCAACGAGCUUCGAGCACGACCCCGGUUAUUCUCGCACGAAUCAUCAAGUAAAUCUCAGCUUGACCCCAAACAGACUAGACGAUAUUAUCAAUGAGGCUGCGCAGCUGGCUGACGAGAAGGAACACGAAGCUGAAAAACGCAAGAAAGCGGCCCCCCAGGUUAUGAGGUUUCCAUCUCAUCGAUCAUCGAGGUUUGACGAUUUUGCAAGUGCCUUAAACACCAGUUUACAAAAAGCAAUCACGGAGCAAAGCGAACUUUCUGAAGAGGCUUACAAGUCUGAAUUCGAUCUUUCACAGGCUCUCUAUCCCGCCGUUCGCGCUGCAUUCGAUCCACCCCCAACGAUUUCGUUUUAUCGAUCAGACCAGAAUCAAACUGUUGAGCCCACAAUUGUAGAAUUGUUAGGCCUUUUCAAGGAGGACAACAGCUCGAACUUCACUCGAACGGAAAGUGCUGCGCCAUCCUCGGAGUGCUCUGCUGGACAAUAA